AUGGCUAUUAUCACGGAAGGAAUGUAUCCAAUUUUCUUAAUUCUAGCUGAGAUAUUUGGUUUACUCAGCGUGAUCUUAGUGGGAUUAUUAUUUGAUGGUCGCAUCUAUACAGAUACAUAUAAUUGGCCAAAGAAUCCAUUUACUUAUCAUCCAUUAAUGAUGACACUUGGUUUGGUAUUUUGUUAUGGCAAUGCAAUUCUUAUAUAUCGAACAUUUCGAACAACACCGAAACUAUUUGUGAAAGUCGGCCAUGCUCUGUUUCUAAUUUUAUCAUUGGUGCUUGGUAUUUUUGGUUUUAUUGCUAUUAUACGAAGUAAAAAUCUUGGCAAACGAUCGCACUUUAUGACCUACCAUUCAUGGCUUGGUCUCACAACAUUGAUUCUCUUUGUUUUUCAAUGGAUUUGUGGUUUUGUUUGUUUCUUAUUUCCACAAAUGAGUUUAGAAAUUCGAAAAACGUACAUGCCAAGUCAUCGACUCGGGGGUAAAGUCAUCUUUAUGUCCGCUGUCAUAGCUGUGCUAACAGGUUUAUCUGAAUAUGGAAUGGGUUCAUCAUUUUUUACACCCAACGACAUUGAACGUCAGCGGCGUUUGAUCAUGAAUUUCUUCUGCGUGUUUACAAGCUUAUUCGCUUUGGUUGUUAUUUAUUUACUUUCAAAUCCUGAAUAUCAACGGCCACCAGAAGAACAUGCUGAAGACUAA
Messenger RNA from Adineta ricciae, 699 nucleotides. NCBI's taxonomy places the organism in Eukaryota, Metazoa, Rotifera, Eurotatoria, Adinetida, Adinetidae. The record is from the annotation of a GenBank genome assembly.